Molecule: messenger RNA, 783 nt
Organism: Clunio marinus
Lineage: Eukaryota; Metazoa; Arthropoda; Insecta; Diptera; Chironomidae
Source: the annotation of a GenBank genome assembly
AUGAAAUUUGCAGUUAUUUUCGUAAUUUUUGUGGCCUUUCAUUUUUGCCGGGGUUUAGAUAUUGAAUGUAAUUUCAUUCAAUAUAAUUGGUAUGGUUUGGGAGAGAAAUACAUUUGUUCUGCAGAACUUGAAGAAGAAAUUGAAGUCUUAAGAAGAAGUUUGUCGAAAGUUAUUCGAAUUAGUGGAAGACAUUACGGGAAUCGAAAUGAUGAAGACGUGUUGGGGGUGGUGAUUUCUGGACAAACGACGUUCGGUAUUGUAAGAAAUUUCAAAGAGUUCUUCCCAAAUAUGGAUCAACUUUAUGUCAUACGAUCAAAACUGAAAUUUUUAUACCGAUCAGAUUUCAAAGGGUAUAAAGCAUUGAAAGCACUUUCACUAUCGAGAAAUCAUUUAUCGCAUCUUCCUUAUGAUGCUUUCAAUGAACUUACGAAUUUAAAAUACUUUGAUAUUUCUUUCAAUCAGUUGACACAAAUGCCAAAUAUAUCAGCCAUGAAGAAACUUAUAAGUCUUUAUUUACACGAAAAUAGCAUUGAAUCCCUGACCAAAGUAGAUCUUUCCAACAAUUUAGACCUAAAAGGAAUAUGGCUUUAUAACAACAAUUUGAAAUAUAUCCAAGCUUCUGCUUUUGAACAAUUACACAAUGUGAGAUUCGUUGAUUUGAUACACAAUAACUGCAUUAACAUGGCUAGAAUUUAUUAUAACCCUCAGCCAUUCUAUAAUGCAAUAAAUGCAAAAUGUUCUAAACGUCCAAAUGAAGAUAAUGAAAUUGAGAUUUUAUUCUGA